GUAAUAACUAAGUUUAUCCCGUGACCUGGUGGCGAGAAGGAAAGCAGGGUGACAGACCCACGACUCUUCCACACAAACGACAGACAGCGUUUGUAUUUUCAAACACAAGUGAUGAGUACACCCCAACAAAACGGCCCAACCAGCAACACCACUACAGGAACUACACAGCGCCCGAGAGCAAAAUUGGCUCAAGUGCACAUCACAGUAAUAUCUGCAUCACUGAAGGAGGUGAACGAUGGAUGGUUUGGUGGCGGCAAGCCGGAUACGUAUGUUGAGGUUUGCUGUGAUCAGAACACGAGUAGAAAGACAGAGGCUGUGAAGAAGACGUGGCAACCGAAAUGGGAUGAUGAUUUUAAUAUUCUGGUCACUCCCACGAGUUCUAUGGAGUUUCGAGUCUUCAGCCACAAAACACUGAAGGCAGACAUUCAACUAGGUGUGGCAACAGUUGAUAUCAAUAACCUCCUGAGGAAACACAACGGAAAACUGUCAAGUGAAAAACUGACUCUCAAGUUGAAUAAGGAAGGCAUAUAUGCUGGUGAUCUGGACAUAAUGCUUGACGGGUUGGAAUACGAUUUGAGGACUCUCGGAAUUGAGCCACCAGCAAGCACUGUAAACACGAAUUCAACAAACACAGCCGAAGAACAGACAGCUGGAAUGACGAGUGAUUCAUCGUCUCAUCCACUUGAGAAUGCAAAUCAAGAUUCGGAGGAAGACUUGCCGUCUCGUGAUCAGCGUGCAGCAAGGACGGCAUCACAACAGAGAACGAGUGCUGCCACGUUGGCGGCUGGCGCUGCUGCUGUUGCUGGAACACGAACAGCGUCUACGACUCCAGCUGCGGCUCAGUCGGGAUUAGGUACUGCAGCGACGAGGAGUACAGCGACUCCGGCUAGAAGGUCGACUCCUGCUGUUCCUGGUGGAGCGAGACAGAUACCUUUACCAACUGGUUGGGAAGAACGAAGAACACCCGAUGGUCGUCUUUAUUAUCUCGAUCAUAACACAAGGACAACAACAUGGACUCGACCUCAACCAUUGCCUCAAGGCUAUGAGAUGCGCAUCGACCCUCGUGGGCGCACGUAUUAUGUUGACCACACAACACGCACAACAACGUGGCAACGACCGACUGCAGAGAGCAUCAGUCAUUAUCAGCAGUGGCAGAGACGAGAGCAGCAGAAUCAAGCCGUACAACGAGAGAAUUUGCAGAACAGGUUCUUGUUACAGACUGGGCCAGAACAACAGGACGACGGGCUGGGAGAGUUGCCUGAUGGAUGGGAACGCAGAGACUACUUCGGUCGAUCAUACUUCGUCAAUCAUGCUGCUCACACAACACAAUGGGAAGAUCCUCGGAAACACCAAGAGGAGGGCAAGGCUGCAGACCAAGUUCUUCCACCAGGAUGGGAGAUACGCUACAAUCAAGAUGGAAAAAUGUACUUUGUAGAUCACAACACAAAGUCGACAACAUACAAUGAUCCAAGAAAAAUCACCGACAAGCCCGGUAUUGCAGUUGCAUAUCAACGAAGCUUUCGGUGGAAACUGGCUCAGUUUCGACGUUUGUGCUUUGCUAAUCAAUUGCCAAGUCAUGUGAAAAUCAACGUGUCUCGUCAGACAAUAUUUGAAGAUUCUUUCCAUCAGAUAAUGCGUAUUCAGCCGUUUGAUCUUCGUCGACGUCUUUAUAUUAUUUUUCGUGGAGAGGAGGGGCUUGACUAUGGGGGCGUGGCUCGGGAGUGGUUCUUUCUGUUGUCACAUGAAAUGCUGAAUCCCAUGUUCUGUCUGUUUGAAUAUGCUGGACAGAAAAAUUAUUGUCUUCAGAUUAAUCCUGCUUCUUCUAUUAAUCCGGAUCAUUUGACAUAUUUCAAGUUUAUUGGAAGGAUCAUUGCAAUGGCUUUGUAUCAUCAGAAAUUCAUCGACAAUGGUUUCUCGAUGCCAUUCUGCAAACGAAUGUUGAACAAAUCGCUAACAUUGAGAGAUCUCGAAUCAAUAGACCCAGAGUUUUAUAACUCACUUGUGUGGGUGAGAGACAACAACAUUGAAGAGUGCGGACUAGAAAUGUUCUUCCAAGUCGACUAUGAUUUGUUGGGUGAAGUGAAGUCGCAUGAACUGAAAGAGGGAGGAGAUGAAAUACUAGUUACAGAGGAAAACAAACAGGAAUACAUACACUUGAUGACUCAGUGGAGGUUUGAACGAGGAGUCAAAGAGCAGACCAAAUCGUUUCUCGAAGGUUUCAAUGAAGUCGUUCCUCUACAGUGGCUUCAGUUCUUUGACGAACGAGAGCUAGAGGUUUUACUGUGUGGAAUGCAAGAGAUUGAUAUUGAUGACUGGUGUAAGAAUGCUAUUUAUAAGAACUACACGCGAAACAGCAAGCAAGUUCAGUGGUUCUGGCAGGCUGUGAAAUCGUUUGACAACGAAAAGAGGGCUCGUUUACUGCAGUUUGUGACUGGAACGUGUCGGCUUCCUGUUGGCGGGUUUGGUGAGCUGAUGGGCAGCAACGGCCUGCAGAAGUUUUGUAUUGAGAAAGUUGGAAAGGAAAGCUGGCUUCCAAGGAGUCACACAUGCUUCAAUCGUUUGGAUCUCCCACCCUACAGGAGCUACGAGCAGCUUCUUGAGAAACUAACAUUUGCCAUUGAAAACACGGAAGGAUUUGGUCAGGAGUAGUCUUCAAGGUGGCUGAUGCUUUAUUGUAUUGAACUGGCAAUUAGUUAUUAUUGAUUUAUGGUAAUUGUACGGCACUGUGUGUGAACCUUCUCUAUUGCCAAUCAAAUGUACGAUAUUGCUACUCUAGAUGAUUGGGGUUUUCUUCAUGUUGACUCGUUUUAUUCAAUGAAAUGUGUAAGAAUGCA
Messenger RNA from Corticium candelabrum, 2834 nucleotides. Its product is annotated as NEDD4-like E3 ubiquitin-protein ligase WWP2. The coding region runs from base 112 to 2649 and encodes 845 amino acids. Gene Ontology annotation, molecular function: protein binding; ubiquitin protein ligase activity. NCBI's taxonomy places the organism in Eukaryota, Metazoa, Porifera, Homoscleromorpha, Homosclerophorida, Plakinidae. The record is from RefSeq and is a predicted model, not a curated record. The transcript is spliced from 21 exons. Gene Ontology annotation, cellular component: cytoplasm. Gene Ontology annotation, biological process: proteasome-mediated ubiquitin-dependent protein catabolic process; protein polyubiquitination.